GCCUUGACGCGUCUAUACAGAGGUCAGAGGUUACAGCUUCUAGUCAACAAACAUGGCGUGCACGUUGAAGGGAGAAUUGAAAUGUAAAGAUGGGAGAACGACUAAGUUCACAGUGGAGGCUGAGAAUAAUCUAAAAUCCAUCAUCGAGGGAGUGAAGAAGAUAAACUCGGAGAUUUCGGUGGUUUUAACGGAGCUCGUGGAAGAAGACAGAGGUUUAAACGCGGACAGAGGAGAGUGUCUCGCGCACGCUGAUGAUGAUGAAGAGGAGGAAGAUGAUGAGGAGGACGAGGAGGAGGGUGAUGAAGGCGCCACUAAAGAAACCACUGCAGUUAAAUUAAAGUGUGAACCUCCAGCGAAGCGUCUGAAGACCAUCACACCGUCCUGAGCUCCACGUCUCUGAACCUUUUCUAAAACUCAGCAGGAUUUUUAGCUCCUGGGAAAUGAAGCUUCAGUUAAGACACGAAAAAGGUGUAAAAACAGUGUAAAGGGAAGUUUAUUGGAGACCGAGCAACACUUUUCCUCUAAAUAAGAUGAAUAAAAUAAAAAAUACAAUACCGAUAUUUUUUAAUAAAGAUGUUAAAAUGUUAUAA
Molecule: messenger RNA, 590 nt
Organism: Tachysurus fulvidraco (yellow catfish)
Lineage: Eukaryota; Metazoa; Chordata; Actinopteri; Siluriformes; Bagridae
Exons: 2
Coding region: 53-385 (110 amino acids)
Cellular component (GO): EKC/KEOPS complex
Source: RefSeq, a predicted model, not a curated record